UUCCCAUAUUUUUCAGGUUUGUACCCGCGGUUUCCGAUGGUCUGACAAAUAAUGAUAGACAGUGUUUUUGUGAUAAACGCGAGCGGGGACGUUUUCCUCGAAAAACACUGGAAAAAAGUUGUUCCCCGGUCCGUGUGCGACUAUUUUUUCGACGCACAAAAGAAAGCUGGGGCACCGGAGGAUGUCGAUCCUGUGAUUUCCACGCCCCGGCAUUACCUCAUUUCCAUCUAUAGGUGCAAUCUGUUCCUUGUUGCAGUAUGCACGGCUGAAGCCCCGCCGUUAUUUGUGAUUGAGUUUUUGCAUCGUGUGGUGGACACGUUCGCGGAUUACUUCAACGAUUGCAGUGAGACAACAAUUAAAGAAAAUGUCGUCGUCGUCUACGAAAUUCUGGACGAAAUGCUGGACAAUGGCUUUCCCCUGGCGACGGAAAGUAAUAUCCUGAAGGAGUUGAUUAAACCGCCGAAUAUUCUCCGUCAAAUCGUCAACACGGUUUCUGGAAAGUCAAAUGUGUCGGAACUUCUACCCACUGGUCAGCUUUCAAAUGUUCCUUGGCGACGAUCUGGAGUCAAGUACACCAACAAUGAAGCUUACUUCGAUGUAAUCGAGGAAAUCGAUGCGAUCAUUGACAAAUCUGGGUCCGUUGUUUUCGCAGAGAUUCAAGGAUAUGUUGACUGCUGUGUUAAACUGAGUGGAAUGCCGGAUUUGACGAUGACGUUUGUGAAUCCUCGGUUGCUGGAGGAUGUUAGCUUCCAUCCUUGUGUGCGAUUUAGGCGUUGGGAGGCGAGUUUCAAUCUUCUUUACAUUAUAUCCUCAAAUGACAAAAUGCUGUCGUUUGUUCCUCCCGAUGGCAACUUCCGACUGAUUUCGUAUCACCUCAACUCGAGCAAUAUCGUGGCGAUUCCUGUGUCUGUGCGACAUACGAUAUCGUUCAAAGAAUCAGGUGGAGGUCGACUUGACGUUACCUUAGGACCACGCCAAACCAUGGGUCGUGUUGUUGAAAAUGUAUCAAUGGAAAUACAAAUGCCCAAGUGCGUUCUCAACUGCGUCCUGACACCGACUCAAGGCCGCUACACGUUCGAUCCGGUCACCAAAGUUCUGCUCUGGGAAGUCGGACGGAUUGAUCCGGCCAAAGUGCCCAACAUCCGCGGGACCAUCAGUGUGCAAGCGGGAACCCCGCUCCCGGAAUCAAACCCUCCGAUCGGACUCAAGUUUUGCAUUCCGCAACUGGCCAUUUCGGGGAUCAAAGUCAGUCGUCUCGACAUGUUUGGAGAGAAAUACAAGCCCUUCAAAGGCGUCAAGUACAUUACGAAGGCUGGCCGCUUCCAAAUCCGCACAUGAAAGGAAAAAGCUUUCCUCGAGAUUUUAUUUUGGAGUUUUCUUGCUAUGGCUCGAUCGCUGUCCUGGAAUCCGUGUGCUUCGACGAAUUUCAUUCCGCGAACCCCCUGCAGUUAUGGUGGAAAAGCUGAGAUUAUAUUAAUACCGAUAAGGAGUGUGUUUACGUAUGCUGCUUUGAAGUCGAUUUCCCCUUUUACGGCUGAUCUUAAGACGAGAGCUUUGUUGAAGGGAAAUCGUUUUCCUGUGUUUCGCAGAUGAUGAAUGAACUCUUCAUCGUAGAAUUUUUUGGAUUCGACGCCAGAUGAUAACCGGAUGCGGUACAGUUUCAAUGAUCAGGAUUCGGAAGCUAAUAAAUGAAGAUUAUUGAUGUAUUUUCAA
Notodromas monacha is the source of this 1713-nucleotide messenger RNA. The record is from the annotation of a GenBank genome assembly. Lineage: Eukaryota; Metazoa; Arthropoda; Ostracoda; Podocopida; Cyprididae.